Batrachochytrium dendrobatidis JAM81 is the source of this 896-nucleotide messenger RNA. RefSeq lists its product as uncharacterized. The record is from RefSeq and is a predicted model, not a curated record. Gene Ontology annotation, biological process: regulation of cilium movement. Bases 6 to 896 code for a protein of 296 amino acids. NCBI's taxonomy places the organism in Eukaryota, Fungi, Chytridiomycota, Chytridiomycetes, Rhizophydiales. The transcript has 7 exons.
CAAAAAUGGUCGUCAUUCAUGUCAAACGUGCAGAAGAUUCUAUGUUUCUGUUUGAGGCUCCAGUAGUCUCUGAUUUGGCUGACCUUGUUCCUUCUAUUGCCACUAUUUACAACCUUCGUCUGCGUAUUGGUCGCCUGCUUUCAUGUGCCGAGGAGUUUAUCAAAUAUGGUCCAUUGAAACCAGACAAUGAACAAGGAUACACUGAAGAGCAGUUGGAAAAGUUUUCGAGUCCUGAUACUGAACUGCCAGAUAAGCCUAGAAAUGAGAUCUAUAAGAACGGAUUCAUGUUUUAUGAUAACCCCGACCCAAGUGGUCGACGUGUAGGUCAAGCAAUGGGAGAAGCAGCUGCCAAUGUGAUUGUCACAACACUCAACGCCGCCACGGAUGCAAUCUCAAAAGAUCAAAUCACUAAAGGAGUUUCGCUCAAAUUGGAUGUUUUAAAGUCACUGUUGGAUGACAUUCGUGGUGCGUUUUGCAUUGUGCACCCAGAAGGAUUUCCAGAGUGGGAACCACUUCGCGAUAUCUUAGAGGACACUGAGGAUCUAUCUGGAACAGCGGCUUCAAAGGAAAUUAUAGAUUCAAAAGACGCCUCUAUUUGGUGGGCCAACAAAGAGCUACAGCGAGAGAAGAAACUGUGCGACUAUAUUGGUAAAAAUGAUAAAACUAAGAUUAUUGUCAAGCUACAAAAGCGAGGUCAGGGACCGCCACUGCGAGAAGCACCCAUUUCUGAGCAACAACAGAAAGAAAUGAUGGCGUAUUACUACAGAAAACAGGAGGAGCAAAAAAAACUCGCAGAGAAUGAUGAAGACGAGUAUCUCAAUUCCUCAUGGGCUGACACCAAAGCUCUUAAAUCAGCUUUUAAUGGAAUGCAGGGUGUCAAGUGGAGAGCCUUUUAA